AUGUCCUGUACUUCGAAGGACGAAAAAGAACGAAAAGUCGCAUCACCAUGUCGUAUAUCAUUGCAUGAGACGGAAAACGAUGAGAAAUUGAGGACAGCACCCCUCGAACCUUGUUUUGAGGAAGUGGUAGACGCUAAGCCACGUACCUACUGCAACGUUUUAUGUCCAGGUGCAGACACGGUGUACCUCAUCAAACGGCAUCCGCAGAAUCAUAGAAGUUGUUUCGCACACUUCACGUACAAGAUUGAAAAGAGGGGAAGCGACUUCUACAUGUGGAGGAACGGAAAGUGA
This is a messenger RNA of Angiostrongylus costaricensis, 291 nucleotides long. Lineage: Eukaryota; Metazoa; Nematoda; Chromadorea; Rhabditida; Metastrongylidae. The record is from the annotation of a GenBank genome assembly.